CCCUGUCAACAAACCCUUAACUUUGCAGACGCAUUGAUGCAUCUGACGUCCCCAGAUUGCCAUCUCAAGAAUAAUAAAUAGUGUGGCCAGUGUAUAUGUGAACAAAGUACGAAACCUAAAUAAUCAGUGCUGUUGGUAAUGUACUAAGCCCCGACCACAAUUCUUGUUUCCGUUAGUCUUUCCACCGAAUAUGGAAAUCUCAGUUGACGCGGCAAUUGUGGUUGUUGCUGUGAUGACGACGCAAACACCAGGAAAAGCAAUUCGAUUGUUUCCCAUGAUUACAACACGUCUUUUGUUGUAAUAACGAGUAGCCCAGUGCAUUCUAGGGCAUUGCAUCACCCUCUAUAGUUUCACCAAUUUCAUGUUAGUGUUGUUGUUGUUAAUGUUGCUGAAAAAUGGCUGACAUCAAUGGGAGACGAGUUCUAGAGUUAGUCAAGAAAGCCGGUAACAGUGUUUGUGCUGACUGUAAUUGUCAAGCGACAGAGUAUGCAUCUUACAACAUUGGAGUCUUUCUUUGCACUCAGUGUGCUGGGAUCCAUCGUGCCUUGGGAACCCAUAUAUCCAAGAUAAAGCACCUGAGGUUAGACAAAUGGGAAGAAUCCCAAGUAAAACAUUUAGAAGAAGUUGGAAAUAUUAUUGCCAAAAGGAAGUAUGAGGAACGGGUACCAGUGUGUUACAGAAGACCUUCAGAAAAUGAUCCACAGAUUCUUAGAGAACAAUGGAUUAGGGCCAAAUACCAAAGGGAAGAAUUUAUUCAUGCCGAAAAACAGCGAUAUACUCGCGGAACUAUGGAAGGUUUUCUAUUCAAACGAAGUAAAGUUGAUGAUUCAUGCAAACAGAGGCGGUUCGUCUUGUCGGAGCGAGAAAAUACCCUUAAAUACUACGUCUCCAAUAAGGAGCCUAAGGCGGAAAUCCGUAUACUCGACAUGAACGUAGCAUUUGCACCUGAAAAAUUAAAACCUCCCACCUCCCUCCAAAUCACUUACAUCAACCAAGGCUCUACUCGGCAUAUUUAUGUGUAUCACGAUGACGCCGAGGUGAUUGUCGAAUGGUAUAUGGCUAUUCGAUCAGCUAAACUUAAUUUACUACAAGUCGCUCAUCCUACCCAGCCUGAAAUGGAGUUGGCACAGUCAUUGACGCAAGAUUUCCUGAAGGAAGGUUUCUUAUGCAAAACAGGGCCCAAACCCUCAGACGGAUUCAAAAGACGGUGGUUUACUCUUGAUGGAAGAAAACUCAUGUACCAUGAUCAAAAACUGGAUCCGUACCCAAAGGGAGAGAUCUUUAUUGGUCACGCGAGUGAUGGGUACAGCAUCUAUACGGGCCAGCCUGCCGGUUGGAAAGUCAAGGAUGUGGGAUUCAUUUUUCACGUGAAAACACCAUCUCGUUCUUUUGUUUUUUCGGCAGAGAGAUCUGACGACCGUAAUGAAUGGAUAGCCGCCCUUCAGAUGGUCAUUUCUCGGCCAAUGUCACCUCAAGAUUCCUUUUUGAGAGGCAUUUUGGUAAAGAAGCGAGGUGGGGGGUCGGUCGUCUCCUUCUUUUCAACUCGCUGAGGAAGUCCAGCUCGCAAUUCAAGACGCAUAUUAUGCAGCAAGAGAAAUGCCAUUCAAUAAUGGUUGGACACGUUGUAUUGACCAAUGUGAUCUUUCAGAUAACGUACAAAUGCAUCGUCGUCGGAGAAGACCGCCAUGGUAACUUCACCGAAAAUUUCGCUCCGGCUAAUUUCGCGGAAUCCAAUCUUCUGGAACAUUUGAAUACUCGCAAUAUUAUCUAGCCCAAUUUUAGCAUGGAACUGUUUGAUUCCCAGUUGUUCUUUACCUGUGUUGUUUUAAGAUUGGUUUAUUAAAAUUGAUGUUUGUCUUCUGUGAAAUGUUUUUCUUACCGUAUCUGAGCAUUAAUAAUGUUGAUUCUUUUCCUCUUCCAUUUCUACGAUAACAAGUCUCUGCAAUCAUGAUCUCAAUUUCUGCCAAGGUAACAUCAGUAUUGUCAGUCAUGAAAAUAUUGGUAUCACCAAUCAUAGAAUCUGUGCAAAGGUCAAAUCAUCAGAUCGUUUAGCUGUUGACAUUCUUGAAAAAUAUUUUGAUUUACCAACUUCGUCAUUUGUUUCUUCAUAUUUGGCUUUAUCCAAAACAAUGAAAGUGCAUUCUGAAAUGAAACAUUGCAAAUGAUUUUUGAUGACUGUUUUCAAAUUAUUUGUAUAUUUUUUAUCACUAAACUGUCUUCAUCGUCA
Molecule: messenger RNA, 2227 nt
Organism: Daphnia carinata
Lineage: Eukaryota; Metazoa; Arthropoda; Branchiopoda; Diplostraca; Daphniidae
Product: arf-GAP with dual PH domain-containing protein 1-like
Exons: 9
Coding region: 396-1550 (384 amino acids)
Biological process (GO): positive regulation of GTPase activity
Cellular component (GO): plasma membrane; intracellular membrane-bounded organelle
Molecular function (GO): GTPase activator activity; phosphatidylinositol bisphosphate binding
Source: RefSeq, a predicted model, not a curated record